UAACAAAUCAUAUACAUCAGAGUCGAAACACAUUCAUAACAUCAUUAACACAUUAAAAAUGGCACCAACCAAAGUACCAAAAAAGCCUUUAGAAUCAAUCGAGAAGGUUGAACUGACGAAGAAAAUUAAAAAAAUGAAGAAGAAGAAGAAAGAUUACGACAGCUUCAACAGCUACAUUUACAAGGUGCUUCGUAGCGUCGCUCCAGAAAACAUAAGGAUAUCGAGGAAAUCUAUGUUGAUAAUGAAUAACGCGGUGAACGACCUGCUGGAGCGGUUCGCUGUGGAGGCGGGGAGGCUGGUGGCGCACGGCAAGAAGACGACCAUGGGAAGCCGGGAGAUACAGACAGCUGUGAGACUGUUAUUACCGGGGGAGCUCGCCAAACACGCGAACUUGGAGGCGCUGAAGGCGGUCACGUUAUAUCACAAUAGUGUAGACAAACCUCUCGCCAAAUAGAAUUGAAGAACUAUGUACCUAUGUAUACACCACCCAAUAUUGGUGUGAAACAAAUUGUAUGUAAAAGCAGCUGGUCUUUAUGACGUAGUCCUUUUGAGGACUGAAUUUUCCGUUUCUGACGAUAGCUAUUUUCAAU
Molecule: messenger RNA, 590 nt
Organism: Amyelois transitella
Lineage: Eukaryota; Metazoa; Arthropoda; Insecta; Lepidoptera; Pyralidae
Product: late histone H2B.L4-like
Exons: 1
Coding region: 59-454 (131 amino acids)
Biological process (GO): nucleosome assembly
Cellular component (GO): nucleosome
Molecular function (GO): structural constituent of chromatin; DNA binding; protein heterodimerization activity
Source: RefSeq, a predicted model, not a curated record